AUGGACAGUGGAAGUGGAUUGAAUAUAUUGUAUGCUGAGGCGCUCCGGGGGAUGGGCAUUCCAAUGUCCAAGCUCGGCGAGAGCAACAUGAGAUUCCAUGGUGUCAUCCCAGGAAAGAAAGCCGAUUCACUCGGUCAGAUCACUCUUGAUGUGGUUUUUGGUGAUUCAAAGAAUUACCGCAAGGAAAAGUUGACAUUUGAGGUGGUGGAUUUUGAUAGUGCCUAUCAUGCCAUUCUAGGCAGACCUGCUUAUGCUAGUUUCAUGGCUCGACCGUGCUACGUGUACCUCAAGUUGAAGAUGCCUGGCCCCGGAGGCAUGAUCACAGUCACUACAAAUCGGCAGAGAGCAGAAGAUUGUCUCCAGAAAGGUUCAAAGACCGCCGAUGAACAAAUGGCAACAAUGGAAUUUUAG
This is a messenger RNA of Aegilops tauschii subsp. strangulata, 411 nucleotides long. RefSeq lists its product as uncharacterized. The record is from RefSeq and is a predicted model, not a curated record. NCBI's taxonomy places the organism in Eukaryota, Viridiplantae, Streptophyta, Magnoliopsida, Poales, Poaceae.